This is a messenger RNA of Mizuhopecten yessoensis (Yesso scallop), 1695 nucleotides long. RefSeq names its product sulfotransferase 4A1-like. The record is from RefSeq and is a predicted model, not a curated record. NCBI's taxonomy places the organism in Eukaryota, Metazoa, Mollusca, Bivalvia, Pectinida, Pectinidae. The transcript is spliced from 6 exons. Bases 74 to 1348 code for a protein of 424 amino acids. Gene Ontology annotation, molecular function: sulfotransferase activity. Gene Ontology annotation, biological process: sulfation. Gene Ontology annotation, cellular component: cytoplasm.
GCUUUCUAGCGGCAACCCGAACUCGACCGGUACCAUGUGAUUGUAAUAUUUAAGGACAAAUCAAGGUCCAACGAUGAAUAAUUUCACGAUAAUGAAAUGUUUUAACGUUUCUAAAAACGCCUGUCUCAAGAACAGUCGAAUCUCAUCCAUUUUAAGACCGCUGGCAUUUAGAUACCAUUGUCGGCUGCAAGUUCAAUGUUUACAUUUCUCGGGAUGUCAAACUCAAAGUCAUAUGCGUGGAGUUUGUCAACGUAAUCAAAUUGUGCGAUUUUGUAGUUCACAACAGGAUAAAAAACUAUCCGCCAAACGACAGCAUCUCAUGUAUUUUAUUUAUUUGUCAUUUGCCAUGGGAGGAUGCCUUGUCGUUGCUAUAGUCCUGAACCAGUUGGAUGAAACCAAACAGCGAUUUAAAGGCAUCGAGCGAGUGAAGGACGAACUACAGACGGGUCGGCCACAGAUGAUUAGAUACAAAGAUACUAUGCUGCCGAUAUUUGUAGAGAGAAUUCUCGGUGACAUAGAGGAUUUUGAAACUGAUGAAAAUGACAUAUGGGUCGUUUCAUUUCCACGAUCAGGUACAACGUUAACACAGGAAUUGGUGGACUUGGUACAAUCUGAGGGUGACUUUGUACGAGUCGUGACAAUGACAUUGGAGGAACGCUUCCCUUAUUUUGAAUAUAUGUAUCCCGGCAUCAAAAGUAUCAAAAAGAUGGAUUCACCACGUCUCAUCAAGUCACACCUCCCCUUUAGCCUGCUGCCCAAGAGUGUGAGGGAGGGCAAGGCAAAGGUAAUCUAUGUUGCCAGAAAUCCAAAAGACACCUGCGUGUCCUACUUUCACUUUGUACAGCUGCUCAAACCUACAUUUAGGUUUAACGGUAACUUCAAUGAUUUCUUCAGCCGAUUCAUCAACAACAAAGUUCCCUACAGUCCGUGGUGGCGUCAUGUGAAGGAAUUCUGGGACAUCAGAGAUUCACCGAACAUUCUUUUUCUUAAAUACGAGGACAUUGUGGAGGACUUGGCAGGCACUGUGUUAACUAUCGCGGAAUUCCUUGGCAAGGAUAUACACCCAAUGGAGGUGAAAACGAUCGCUGAACACUGCAGUUUUGACAGGAUGAAAUAUAACAAAAAUCUCAACUACUCCUGGUGGAAGGAGACUGGAAUCGCUGACAAAGAAGGCCAGGAUUUCAUACGUAAAGGUAAAGUUGGUGAUUGGCGUAAGAUGUUUGAUGUAAAUCAGAAUCUACAGAUUGAAACAAUGAAGUACCUCAAACUGAACGAGUGUGGACUGAGAUUUGAUGAGGGAAUUGAGGAGAAACUGACAGCAGCUGACACAGCAGACAAAAUAUCUUAGUAGACCUUGUCACAUUGAAUGUCACAUAUCUUUAAACAAUAUAUGUGUCGCAUAGAAUCUUAGAUAUCUAUAUUGAACAUCUGUGUCACAUGGAAUCUUGGAUAUCUAUAAACCACAUCUGUGUCACAUAGAGGAUUGGAUAUCUUUUAAACAGCAUGUGCGUCACAUACCAACGAUGAUGCCUCUGUUUCCUACAGAAGAAUAGCCUUGAUUGUUGAAUACAAGCUGACUGUAACAGGAGCAAUAUUUACUGGCGUGAUUACAGGUCAUCUGUAGGAUGACAGGAUAUCUACCUCGUGUCUGGUUGAUGAAACUUUCAGUUUCACUGCUGUGACAACUAACGGAGU